Closterium sp. Yama58-4 is the source of this 798-nucleotide messenger RNA. The record is from the annotation of a GenBank genome assembly. NCBI's taxonomy places the organism in Eukaryota, Viridiplantae, Streptophyta, Zygnematophyceae, Desmidiales, Closteriaceae.
AUGUCAACGUCGACCGAAUCCAGCGACCCAGCUUUCUCAGAGCUCCCAGGGGAAUCCCUCUGCAGUGCAUGCCCUCUUGCUUGCAGCUCCUGGCCUAUGAGUCGCCUCAUCAUGCACCAUGGGCGUGGGAGGAGCACUGCUGCAUGGGCUGCCAACGGAAAGGGUUCUCAGCAGCGCUCCCCUGAGCAUCCCCGGGGUGGUGGGUAUGGUGGGCAUGAUGGGUAUGAUUGGUAUGGUCCGGUAGGAGCAGCAGCAGGAGCAGGAGCAGCAGGAGCAGGAGCAGCAGCAGGGGCAGGAGCAGCAGGAGCUGGAAGGGAAGGAGCAGCAGGAGGAGCAGGAGCAAGGGCAGGAGCAAGGACAGGGGCAGCAGCAGCAGCAGCAGCAGCAGCAGCAGCAGCAGCAGCAGCAGCAGCAGCAGCAGCAGCAGCAGCAGCAGGAGCAGGAGCAGAAGUAGGAGCAGGAGGGGGAGCAGCAGGAGCAAUGGCAGGAGCGGGAGCAACAGGAGCAGGAGCAGCAGAACCAGCAGCAGCAGCAGCAGCAGCAGCAGUAGGAGCAGUAGGAGCAGGAGUGGGAGCAACAGGAGCAGGGGCAGGAGCAGCAGCAGGAACAUCAGCAGAAGCAGCAGCAAGGGCAAUACGGGCAAGGCUAUGGGCAUACGGCUGUCUGGUUUCCGGCGAUGCACUCUGGAUUGAGUGGGAGGUUGGUGAGCUGUCAUGCGCGGGGUGGGUGACAAUGGGCCGCCCUUCUUCCCCCGUGCGCCUCUUUGCCUGGGAUGACGUCAGCAUGUACCAGCUGUAG